CUUGCWGGAAGCGUGAUUAUAUUCUUUACAAUGUUACUAAAUAUGAGAUGAUAAACGCAUGUAACCAGUUUACACUUACUUCGUAUACACUGUAGCCAGAUGCUUAUGCAGAAAUAUAUUCGACUGUGUGGCUCGUGCGCCCGCCUCAUCUCGCCCCUCCACAUGCGCAAGAGAAUAUGGAAGGAACUAGCAAAUCGAUCACUCGUAUCAUCAAGACGUUAUUGUAACAAUCAUUUGGGAGAUUUAUACAGGAAUGAGUCUGUACAAAGAUAUCUUCGGCAGCUUGUGGAAGAGUACAGAGAUGUCACCAAAACAUUACAACAUGGGUUUCUCAACGAGCCCGCCAGGAAAGAGUUGAACAAGAGACAGGUGGGACUUUCACCAGUGGCCACUGCGUUUCAGAGCGCUGAACACGCCGUGAAAGACCUAGAGGAGGUUGAAACUCUGCUUCAGAGGACAGUCGGUUCCAAAGAGGAAGACCGACAAAUGGUMCAGCUACUGAAAGAGGAACAAGCACAGAUCACCCAAAGAAUCGAGUCAUUGAGAAAAGAUUUGAUCCAGACACUAGUACCCAGUGACCCACACGACACCAGUAAUGUCCUUCUGGAGGUGGUAACGGGGCGGACAACAGGAGGUGACAUCUGUCAACAGUUCACCAGAGAGAUGUUUGACAUGUACCAAGGCCUUGCCAGCUACAAGAACUGGGACUUUGAGAUCUUCAACUACACACCUGCUGAAUAUGGUGGACUGCACCAUGCGGCAGUAAGGAUAGCGGGGGAGAGUGUGUACCGGCGUCUGAAGCAUGAGGGAGGGACACAYCGGGUCCAGAGGAUCCCCGAGGUGGGCCUGUCCUCCAGGAUGCAACGCAUUCACACAGGAACCAUGACCGUCAUCGUCCUGCCACAACCCAGCGAGCUGGACAUCAGCAUUGACCCUAAGGACCUGCGGGUUGAUACGUUCAGAUCGAGAGGGGCGGGAGGUCAAAGUGUCAACACAACRGACAGUGCUGUCCGAAUAGUACACCUGCCAACAGGUACGGUGGCAGAGUGUCAGACAUCCCGCUCUCAGCUGCAGAACCGUGACACGGCCCUGCGCGUGCUGAAGGCCCGCCUCUACCAGAGCAUGAUGGGUAGAGAGACGGAGCAGAGACUUACGGCACGCAAACAGCAGGUGGGCACUCGCUCCCAGUCGGAGAGGAUUCGCACCUACAACUUUAGCCAGGACCGCGUGACAGAUCACCGGACUGGCUAUGUGACCAGAGAUAUCAAGGAGUUCAUGAGGGGYGGGGAGCCACUGGAUGAUCUGAUCUCAGAGCUGUUGGAACACGGAGACAAGGAGGCUCUGCUGGACCUGGUGGUGACCUGCAGUCAGAGAUACUGACUCAAGACAGUGUGACGCCUUAGUUCUGGGAGCUAGCUGACAUGACCCACUGCUGCAGCACUGACAGGAGAACAGUCAUGGAACCWGUGGCGCGAACACUGAUCCUGGUUCAGUUUGUGAAAGAAUGGCGACUGGGUGGAGAAAAGAGAGCAGAGAGAGCCUGGCUGCAGAUAACCCAGCUCUUUAACCAGUCUCAAGCAUAUGCACAAUUACACCCUAGCAUCUUAAUAAAGUCCUAAAAUGUUA
Salvelinus sp. IW2-2015 is the source of this 1626-nucleotide messenger RNA. RefSeq names its product peptide chain release factor 1, mitochondrial. Gene Ontology annotation, molecular function: translation release factor activity. NCBI's taxonomy places the organism in Eukaryota, Metazoa, Chordata, Actinopteri, Salmoniformes, Salmonidae. The record is from RefSeq and is a predicted model, not a curated record. Gene Ontology annotation, biological process: translational termination.